CGUCACCGCACGAGUAAGAAAAACUUUUGAUCGUUCCAACAACUACGGUAGGGAUAAAAAAACACUUCGGUGACAUGACACAAAACAUCCACACAAUACCGAUACGUACCGUACUUUUCCGUCGAGCCGCCAUAAAGAAAAGCGUGGUACGGAACAAAUCCACUACCCAUCGGCGAUCGAUCGAAUAUACCAUGAACGGGAUCUCUCGCAAAUCGAUUGCAUUCACAGGAGCCGUGCUGCUGGUCAUCACUAUCGCCCUACCCCUGGUCCUAGUGGUCCGUGCCAACGAAACCGGGAGCAACAGCUAUCUCGCGUGGAACGGGAGCGAGACCGCCAUGCGCAUCGACGGCGGCGGCGAAUCCGGUUGGGACGAAGAACAAUGGUACGUCCAGGUCGAUGGCGUCAUGGGGGGGAAGUCAUCGGGAGACCUUGAGUUCGUCGGGGUCGAGGAUGCAUCUGCGUCGACAGAAACAACAACGACGACAACGACGACGAUGAUGUCCUUCAAGGGUGACAUCAAUCUGGAUGGGGGAGGGUUCUCCUCGGUUCGACGGAGGAUAAACCUCGACCUGACCGGAUUUUCGGGUGUGGUGGUUACCCUCGAAGCGUCGCCGGUUUCCUCGCCAAUCGCUCCGCCCACCGGGCUCCACCUGCAGUUCGGGGACUCCUCGAGCUACUACGAUUUUUCCUCGGCCUUGGCGGUUCCGCUCGGGGGCAGCGGGGGAUCACCAACGCUGGCGAGCGUCUACCUCCCCCUGGAAACCUUUGACCGCGGAACGCGCUUUGGCUUUUCCUGCAACAACAACUGCGCGUUCGAUCCGUCGAGGAUCAAUGGCAUGAGCGUUUACGUCCUGUUCCAGGAGGGUGACUUCGACGUUCGCAUCGCAUCGAUCGAGGCCGUCACCGAGCCCGUGUCCUUUUCCCCGCCGGUGGCCGCGGGCAUCGACUCCCCGGGGGACGCAAUCGAGCUCUUGAGGGCGACCGUCCGGAGCGGCGGCGGCCUCUACGACAAGUCGUACGUGGAACUCUGCGUCACGAUGUACUGGUCCGUCCUGAACUCGCUGCUCCGGUUUCCGGCGGAGGAAGAAGGCUGGUCCCUCCCCGGUCCCGUCCGGGCCGUCAUCUGCGAAGGCCUGGAGCGGGCCGAGCGCGAGCUUUUUCCCACCAAGAACGCCCCUUCCGACAAGGCGGCCGCCGCGUGGACGCUCCGGUACACGAUCGACGCGGUUGUGGCGGACCUGAAUGGAUCGGAGCGGGUGUGGCCUUCCGACCGGGACUCGCUUCCGACCCCCCUGGAGGCGGAGGCGAUGGAGGCGACGUGCGUGGGGCGGACCUCGCCCGCCCCGGGCCCACCCUACGAUCCGCGGGCAACGGAAGGCGGGCCCGAGCUCGGGGGCGAUAGUGAUAGCGAUACCGGUGGCUCCGAGAACGCUACCGCCACCGACGACCCAUACGACGACGACGACGACGACGGGGACUCGCUCGGGGAAGCCACCGCGAACCUCACGGAUUCCGGUGAUUCUUUGGAGGCAUCUGCGGCCACUGUGCGCAGCGGUGCGAAUUAUGCCACUAGCAGCAGCGCGGUUUCGCGGCAUUCCCGGGCGAUGCGGUCGGUGGCUCUGCUCGCAUCCCCGCUGCUGGCCGUCCUCCUUUGUGCUGCCUAAACCGAAGACAAGACGCGGGAAACAAUAGGAACGGGACGCAUGGAUGGAGCCACGAAACGAUUGGAAUGCAAGUGCGAAUCGAUGCAUCCGCCCAUCCCUAGCCUUUGUUUUACCGAUUCCGGUAUUCUUCUUGGUUGUCACUGCCAGCAGUACGUGUAUAGUUCGUGUAAUCCAUAGCAAUCAGAUUUGUUUUUCAGAUAGAUCAUGCACCUUGCAAUCAACGGUUAAAUUGUAG
Molecule: messenger RNA, 1899 nt
Organism: Pseudo-nitzschia multistriata
Lineage: Eukaryota; Bacillariophyta; Bacillariophyceae; Bacillariales; Bacillariaceae
Source: the annotation of a GenBank genome assembly